GCGUACUCACUUCUGCCCGAGGAGUUGCCAUAACCCUCUCGGCAUCCGUGAUGAGCCCGCCACCAUUUAUAGCCUCGCGGUGACAAACAAUCUUAUUAUGAGAUUUAAACUUUGCCUCGGCUAGACUAGAGGAUCAACAUGCGCUCCUCUCGCACUUAUUCCCCGCAGUUUCCCAACUGAUACAGUACCUACCUGCCUACCCGCCUCCUCUUGUUAUGGUUAAACGCCGGUGUCAGCUCUCGGUGUAAUAGAAAAACCCAUGCAGGGCUCCGGGUCUGUUCAGCAUACAUAAAGGCGAGCGGUGAGAGGAGCUCAGCCCCUGAAUUAAAUCACUCACCGCUAAAUGGAUCUUUGAGACUCUCCCUUGACGCAGUCAGUCGCUGCUUUGUGUGUCUUCAAACCGAAAAGAGAAAACUGGGAUUCUUUUUUUAAUUUUUAUUUUUUUUAUUAUCUAACAGAAAUACCUAAUGUCUCUUUGAACAAAUGUCUUGUGUUCGUGGUGACAUACAGUAAGCUGCCAGCUUUGUAUCGGGAAGAGGCUCUUGCUCCGCGAUCGUCAAGCAGAGUUCAAAAAGAGAAAUCGUGAACAUCUGCACUGCUGGAGGACACCAGGGAUGCUCUCUCACACUGAGGACUUCAACCUAGAUUACAGAGGUUAUUCCUUCGUGCACAUGCCAGAGACACAGAAAGGAAGACAGUGGCAGAAACAAUAAGAUGAGACCAUUUAAUGAUGGUAACCUUUAAGGAGAAAAGCACAAGCCAGCCUGAGGUGGUGAAAUCUCUUUUAAGCAUCACCACAAGUUCACUGCAGGCAAACCUCAAUGAAAGAAACUCAGUGUAAGGUCAGAUACUCAACAUUUUUCUGACUGCUACAUGGGGACAACACCAUCCAUCAAUGAAGAGGAGACAAAUAAAAGGAUUGUUUCUGGUCCCUGAGAACAGUUGAACAUCCAGCUAAUUAUCCAACAGGAUUGUCUCAGCUUUACUGAAACCACAGCGGUAUCACCUUUCUCUAAUUUUUUUGGCCCUGUUCAUGACUCUCAGAGAAGCACCAAUGGCCUGCAGCUUAGGCAUGGUGAUGAGUGCCUUGUUUUGGUCUGUAGCCAUUGUAUAUUUUACUCAUAUUGGCAGAGUCAGUGGAGACUGCUGGUUAAUUGAGGGUGAAAAGGGCUUUGUAUGGCUUGCAAUUUGUAGCCAAAACCAACCACCUUAUGAGGCCAUCCCACAGCAUAUCAACAGCACCAUUGUGGAUCUUCGUCUGAAUGAAAACAAAAUCAAAAGUAUCCAUUAUUCUGCCCUUAGUCGCUUUGCCAACUUGACCUACCUGAACCUGACAAAGAAUGAAAUCUCCUACAUAGAGGAUGGGGCCUUUUCUGCUCAGUUUAACUUACAAGUCCUUCAAAUGGGCUUCAACAAGUUGCGGAACCUGACAGAGGGGAUCCUCAGGGGUUUAGGAAAGCUUCAGUACCUCUACCUCCAGGCAAACCUGAUUGAGACUGUGACACCCAAUGCCUUUUGGGAAUGCCCCAACAUUGAGAACAUUGACCUCUCCAUGAACCGAAUCCAGCAGUUAGACGGGUCCACGUUUACCAGUUUGACUAAACUGACCACCUGUGAGCUGUACACCAACCCUUUCAACUGCUCAUGUGAAUUACUCGGUUUUGUCAAAUGGCUCUCAGUUUUCCCCAACAGGACAAAUGAGCGAAUGGUCUGUGACUCCCCACCUGGCGUCUCUGGUUAUAGUUUAUUGAGCCAGAAUCCAAACAAUCCAACAUAUCGAAAUGCGCUUCACAUGCUGACCACUGUGUGUACUGAUGACUAUGUGACACCAUUCAUUCCUGUGCCCACUGAGCCCACAACACCCCCACCAGACUCGACACUUUGUGGGCUAGAAGAUUGUCCCUCAGGCACAGAGCCAGAAGACAUUACCAUUAGUACAACAUACAAUGAUGUGGAAGUAAACCCUCUGAUGAAACUGAAGGAAGUAUCAAAUACAGGUGCCACCAUCACUGUUCAGAUUCCUCAUCCUUACAAGAAGAUGUACAUCCUGGUUCUGUACAACAACAGCUUUUUCACCGAUAUUCAAAAUCUGAAAGAUAUAAAAGAGGACAUUGAACUAAAAAACCUUAAACCCCAUACUAACUAUACAUACUGUGUCGCUUCGAUACGUAAUUCUCUUAGACACAACCACACUUGUCUGACAAUCAAUACUGGCCCUUGGAAUGGAAAGGAUAGAAGUGUAAACAAUGCAACUGCUACUCAUUACAUUAUGACAAUUUUAGGCUGCCUCUUUAGCAUGGUAAUUUUUCUGGGUGUGGUUUACUAUUGCUUGCGAAGAAAGCGUCAGCAAGAUGAAAAGCACAAAAAAUCAGGCAGCCUGAAGAAAAAUAUAAUGGAACUCAAAUAUGGACAAGAACUGGAGGGAGGGACUAUUUCUCGAAUGUCACAGAAGCAGUUGUUGGCCGGGGAGAGCAUGGCACGCAUGCCAUACUUACAAUCUGCAGGUGAAAUGGAGCAGUACAAAUUUCAAGAGAUAAGUGAUACUCCUAAAAUGAUGAAAGGAAAUUACAUGGAGGUGCGAAGCAUGGAUCACCAUGAACGCAGGGAGUGUGACAUGGGAAUGCCUGGGAAUAGCCAGGGGUCGGUGGCAGAGAUUUCCACCAUUGCAAAAGAGGUGGAUAAAGUAAAUCAGAUAAUUAACAACUGUAUAGAUGCUUUAAAGUCAGAAUCCACCUCUUUUCAAGGGGUGAAAUCUGGAGCAGUGUCCACUGCAGAGCCCCAGCUCGUACUAAUAUCAGAACACCCACAGAGUAAAUCUGGCCUUCUGUCCCCAGCGUAUAAGGACAGCUACCACCACUCUCUGCAGAGGCAUCGGUCCUCUGAUGUCUCGCCAAAGAGGCCCAGCACUGCCACAGGAGGGCCCAUGCGAAGCCCCAGGCCUUAUCGCUCUGAAUCCAAGUACAUAGAGAAAACCUCCCCAACAGGAGAGACCAUCCUCACUGUAACACCUGCUGCUGCCAUUCUGAGAGCUGAGGCAGACAAGAUCCGUCAGUACAGUGACCACCGGCACUCGUAUCCCGAUGCUCACAUAGAGGAGCUUGAAGGACCCGAUGGUCACAAGUCCUCCAUGUUGGAGCCUCUUACUCACUCUCGCUCCAGAGACUUAGCAUAUUCCCAGCUGCCAUCUCAGUAUCACAAUCUAAGCUACUCCUCCAGUCCUGAAUACUACUGCAAACCUUCACACAGCAUCUGGGAGCGAUUCAAACUCCACCGGAAACGGCACAAAGAUGACGAGUACAUGGCUGCAGGCCAUGCACUGCGCAAGAAAGUCCAGUUUGCAAAGGAUGAGGACCUGCAUGAUAUUUUAGACUACUGGAAAGGUGUAUCAGCCCAACAUAAAUCAUAACCUCUUUAGGUGUUUUUAAAAUGGACCACACAUUGCAGAAAUGACACAAGAACCUCAUCUGACAAUUGAAUCAAUGGAUACUUCCAUAUUAUAAUCAACUACUCACUCACAUGUAUUACAUUCUCUUUUGACUGUGAGGAAAAUGGGGUAAAGAUUCUUUAAAUUUGUCAUAUUAUGUAAAGCAUUCAUUGGGAAAACUUUUAUCUAUUAAAGAGAAAAUAUAUUGCAAAUUAAUAAUAUAUAUGUUACAAUGGAUUAUAGGUUUUUGGGUAUCGCAUGGCCAAGUCCUGUGACAGUGGAUUUGCUGUUGUGUAAUAUGAAACUACUAUAUGAAGAUAUGUCUACUGAAUCCUCAAUAUUUUUUUGAGGAACUACCUGGACCCUUCAUUCAAAAAGAACUUUGUUUUAUUCCCUCCCUGCAUAUAUUUAAUUCUACAAAACUAUGUACAGAUAUGGGUUUCUAUAUUUGCAAUGUUUGCUGUGUAAAUGGAAAAGUAUUAGUGGAUAAAUCAGGUUUUAUGGAGCGCUGUUCAUUUAGAAUAACUUGUUGCUGAAGAAUGGCAUGUCCCACUUUAAGCCUGUCAGAUCAUUUGUCAUUUUAACCGUCACCGCCUGUUUUUUUAUUCUUUUCUCUGUUAAAGCUUUUACAUGCAUCUACAAGAUACAGAUGGAUUCAGUUUUAAUGUCCCCUUAAUUUCACAACGCAGUAUUCAAUGGAUGGACUCUGAUAGACUUCAUGCAGGCACGAUGCAGUGUAUUACAUGCUGUAAUGAAGGUCUCAGUCAUCAGUUUCAUGAACCGUCAUCUAUAUCUUCAGUACCAAAGUAGAAAAAGCUGAAAUGUUUACAAUAUUUCUGCACGGUCUGGGAAUCGUAUGAACAUAGAGCAGUAGAUCUGUUGACAUUUUCCUUUUUUUUAUUGUAUCAGCUACUCCUGCAAAAGUGAAAACAUUGGCAAACAAUCAUAUCCAUACACAGGAUAUGGUAUUGAAGGUCUACUAUUAAUCACUAACAUUUCAAUGGGAAGGCAGCUGUACUUUGUCGCCUGUUGUUUAGGUAGAGGCAGCUGUUCUUCCCUGCAGGAGAGCCCGAUGGAUGAAUGUAACAGAUACAUAUUCUGAUCUGUCUAUGGCAGCUUUUAUGUAAGGAAAUAUUUAUUUAAUGCUAUUAACGACUGUGUUUUUUUCCUUUGCUUCAAUAUUUCUUCCAGUGUAUUAUAUUGAAUAAUGUCUGAUCCGAUAAAUGCAGAAAAGUAGUUUGUUAUUCGGAUGGGCCUUGUUGCUUGCUGAGAGGUUUCAUUUUGUUUUUACCUGCUAGGCUGUUCAAUCUUUUUGUAUAUUAUGAAAGCUACGUACCAGACGAAUAUCAACAUGCUAGACUAAAAUUUGAGAAUGUGAAACUGAAUCCUCUGACUUACUGGCUGUGAAUUUGUAUAUCAUGAAAUUUUUUGAGUAAAUAUAAGACUUAACGCUUUUUCUUUGUAAGAUGUUUAUAUAACUUAUUCCAAAUAGGCUCAUGAUGAUUCAUUGCAUAUUUAUGAAUGAGCAAUAAAUAUGCAUUUCAACUCUCCUACUUAUUUGAGGAAUUCUAAUAAUGUAACUCUAAAUUUAUUGUCAAUGUAGGAUUUGGGUUUAUUAAAAAGCAGAGAACAGCUCUCGGAGGUUAAGCAGUUAUACCUCGCAGCAGCCAUUUCUAGAGAUGCAGAAAUAUUCAAAAAUUCUCCACUGCUAUAUGAUCUACAUAAAAUAUAAAAAGAUGUGGGAAAACUUUGUGGAAGAUUAGUCUCCUCAUUGGUCCAUACAGAUCUCAUCACUUCAGGGAAGCAGAAGCUUUAGUAGACACUUAAGUCACAUGCUUCAUGUACACCAUGAUUAAUUAGUUGAGUCUGGUUCCAUUAAACUUUUCCACCUCAGCAGAGUGUAAAAAACUUUUUUUUUUUAAAUUUGUGCUGUUUCCACUCAGGUUUUGUAAGUCCAACAGGUGAAAAGAAACACACUUAUUGUUGUCCUCAAUAAGGGGACACUGCAAACUUCAACUUUGGUCACACUUCAUAUUCUGCAACCUCAAAAAACAGCAGCCCUUUGAGUGUAAAUUAAUAUUAAACACUUCAGUAUCUAAAAAAUCAUAAAAGAAGGACAGACAUACUUAAUGUACUGUGUGUUGAGGUAAGGACCAGGGUCUGCAAUCUGGCAGCACAGCUGACCUGAGGGAAUUCCUUUAUCAGGGUACAUAUUUUUUCAUCAACUCCUUUUUUUCUUCCAUUUGACAUUGAGUAUGUAAACAUAACUGCAGGCUUUAGUUAGCCCAUUUGUAUUUUUUCUGUGUCAUAACACUGCGUCCAUUUCACGUAAGUGUGUCACGACACUGUUAUUAUUCAUUAAUGUGAAAUGAAGCAUUCAUGAGCCUGAUGUGAAUGUGUUAUGUAAGCACUUUAUAAAGUGUUACUUGGUUGUCUGACUUAAUAUUUCAACCGCCUUAAGAUUUUGGGAUAUGUGUACAAGUGUAAAUUUCCUUUUGUUUUAUUUUAAUGUUGAUACUGUUGACAAGUCUCCAUUUGUUGUUAUUUUUAUAAAAGCAUUUCAGUAUCUUCUGAGAGCUGUCAGGUUUCUAGUUCAUUUAGCUAUUUAGCAACAUGUUUUUAUACUGCAUAUUGUAGCACUUCUGUGUCUAAUAAGAGUUUAAAGUGAUGAUAAAACCUUUAGAAAGAUCAACAGUUGUUGUUCAAGUGCAUCAAAACAAACAAGAGCACAAAAAUGUGUUUUUUAUUUUAUUUCUUAAUACUAUGUUAUCUGCUUUCAGACAAAGUACUGUGAAAUAAAGUUAAGGGUGCACAUACA
Molecule: messenger RNA, 6242 nt
Organism: Dicentrarchus labrax (European seabass)
Lineage: Eukaryota; Metazoa; Chordata; Actinopteri; Moronidae
Gene: elfn1a
Product: extracellular leucine-rich repeat and fibronectin type III domain containing 1a
Exons: 3
Coding region: 1034-3406 (790 amino acids)
Cellular component (GO): plasma membrane
Molecular function (GO): protein binding
Source: RefSeq, a predicted model, not a curated record